This is a messenger RNA of Prunus armeniaca (apricot), 639 nucleotides long. The record is from the annotation of a GenBank genome assembly. Lineage: Eukaryota; Viridiplantae; Streptophyta; Magnoliopsida; Rosales; Rosaceae.
AUGUUAUUUAAUUUAUCAGAACGAGCUGUACCGAAAAGGAUCAGACGGUUUAUUGCUCCUAUGCCCCAGGGCCGAAGAUAUCAAGGUUAUCAUGGCCGAAUCCCACAAAGGGAUUUGCGGCGCUCACCAGUCCGACGUCAAGAUGAGAUGGUUGGUCCGGAGGCACGGCUAUUAUUGGCCGACCAUUUUAAAGAACUCAUAGAAUAUGCAAAGGGGUGCAUCAAGUGUCAGAUCUACGGCCCCAUAAAAAGGGUACCGGCCGACGCCCUCCACCCAGUUACUAAACCUUGGCCGUUCAGGGGAUGGGUCGUGGAUAUCAUCGGCAAAAUCCACCCGGCCGCGUCCAACCAGCACGCCUGGGUUUUAGUAGCAACUGACUACUUCACUAAAUGGGUCGAGGCGGAGUCCUAUCGGUUCAUUUCUAGCACGCAGGUGGUCAGAUUCUUCGAAAAUCACAUCGUCCACAGAUUCGGUAUACCCGAAACCAUCACGUCCAAUAAUGGCCCGGUAUUCGCAUCAGCUGAGACUCGAGAAUACGUCAAGGCAAGCAACAAGGUAAUCAAGGGUAUCCUCAAGAAGAUGAUUGAGGAAAAACCUAGGGCGUGGCACGACUUACUCCCUGAGGCCCUCUUGGCUUAG